This is a messenger RNA of Oryza sativa Japonica Group (Japanese rice), 387 nucleotides long. NCBI's taxonomy places the organism in Eukaryota, Viridiplantae, Streptophyta, Magnoliopsida, Poales, Poaceae. The record is from RefSeq and is a predicted model, not a curated record.
AAUUUUGGUUAUUUGCUGGUGGACAUUUAUCCCAUUAAAACGAGCUAUGGAAUCGUCUCGUUUCUCCCGACCAGUUGGAUUGCUUCUGCCUCAUCCCUUCUUGUCGUCCACGCCGCCAUCUCCUUGGUCAUCCGCAACAACGAGGAGCUCGAGAAGCUGCUGUCUGGGGUGACCAUCGCCCAUGGCGGAGUGCUGCCCAACAUCAACCUGGUGCUCCUCCCAAAGAGGGCCGCGGAGAAGGCCAACAAGGAGGCCAAGUCGCCAAAGAAGAACCCCGCCACCGCCAAGUCCCCCAAGAAGGCCGUCGCCGCCGCCGAGUAGAGUAGAGUAGAGUAGAGUAGAGUAGAGUCUGAAUCGGGUUUCUUCUUCUUCUGCUGUAUGUAAUGC